Macrosiphum euphorbiae (potato aphid) is the source of this 246-nucleotide messenger RNA. The record is from the annotation of a GenBank genome assembly. NCBI's taxonomy places the organism in Eukaryota, Metazoa, Arthropoda, Insecta, Hemiptera, Aphididae.
AUGAACCGAGAAGACGUCCGGCUCAUAAUCCACAAAAGCAUAACAUUGGGCAGUUGGAAUGCAGUGGAACGGGCCGAAGAGACUCCAGAAAAAGCCUCAUUAGUCACCGCCACCGCCACCGCCGCCACCAUACACCGUAUAUCUUAUAGACGUUUAUUAUAUAAAUCUUUACCCGUUCCAUUGUUUUUCAAACCGAUGAAAUAUCGGCAACAGCUGCGAUCUUUUCCGCGCGUGAACACGUUUUAA